Molecule: messenger RNA, 695 nt
Organism: Capsella rubella
Lineage: Eukaryota; Viridiplantae; Streptophyta; Magnoliopsida; Brassicales; Brassicaceae
Product: protein RALF-like 32
Exons: 1
Coding region: 137-487 (116 amino acids)
Source: RefSeq, a predicted model, not a curated record
AGUGCGGUCCCUUCUAGUGCUACUCCCACUAAGUGUUAUCUUUCCAUGCUUCUUUAUUUUCAUAUAGCCAAAGAUUCUUCUUCACAAUCCACUCUCUUCUUCUCUCUUUUUUUCUUUUCUUGGCCUCUCCAAUAAAAUGGAGACAAAAACCUCUAUGAUCUUCUUGACCAACACCUUCUUCUUCGUCUGCCUUCUUGCACACGUCACCUCCGAGGCAUCUUCAUCAUCUUUGUGCAAUGGAUCGGUAGCAAAGUGUAGCAGCGUGGUGGAGACAGAGGAUGUGACGGUAAUAAUGGAGUCUUGGUCAAGCCAGAGGUUAACUGAGGAGCAGACGCAGAAGCUUUCGUAUGGAGCUUUGAGGAGGAAUCAGCCUGCUUGCGACGGUGGUAAACGUGGUGAGUCUUACUCUACACAAUGUCUUCCUCCACCGUCUAACCCUUAUAGUAGAGGCUGCUCUAAGCAUUACCGUUGUAGACAUGACUCUUGACCUUUUUUUUUACCAUCCAUGCAUCUUUAUGGAAUCUUUUAUGCUAUAUAUGUAACUCUAUAUACUCAUAUGUUCUUUUAUUUUGUUAGUGGAAUUUGAAUUGUUUUGGUUUGAACUGUAUAAUCUCUUUUGAAUCUUUGUAACACUUUGUGACUUUGGGGUUUCUUUUGUUAGAUUAAAUAUGUGUUGGGGUCCAAACGAAAUUCUG